GCACCCAGCAUGAAUCGUCCCCCACCGCCCGUGUCGCCUACAUAUACCCCAGACAAGGCUCUAGAUGAUCUUCCAGGGAUACACUGGGCUCUGUAUGAAUUCCUUCACUCGCGGAUGCUGGAAAGUGAGGAGUACUGUGACCGCAUGGACCCCAACAAGUGCGGCCGGUUCUUUCCUACUUGGCGUCUGUGCAUUCUCAGUCCAUUGUUGUCUAGGGAAAGGUUAUGUUUUGCUACUGGAUAUGGGGUUAUACAGGGUAUCAAGGGUUUGAUGUCUUUCGAAGACAAAGACCUUCUUAACGCUAUUCAUCACAUGAAGCGGGGAAUUACCGUUGCAGCGGCUCAUAGGAAGCCUCCUCCAUCACUAGCAGGGCGUUUAGCUGGUUAUAUCGUUCCAGGUCUCAGCUACUCGGGUCCCGAAUGGGUUGCCCAGAUGACUGACGUGGAGAAACACGCUGAACUUAUGUAUGCAGAAGGCCUCUACUACAAGAGUUUGGUGGGGAUUGUCUACUCCGGUGACUGGCUCUCGUUUAUCAAGGAAAUGUUGAACAUGCGGACAACUAUGUCAAUAUACCGGCAACUUGGACGAUACCUUGAGGUGGCUGACGCAGCUUACGCGGCCUCGCAUUAUCAAGAUUCGGAAGAGUCUUUGAAUGUGCCGCUUGAGGAUCCGUCCAUUGACCGGCAUUUCCGGUCAGGAGUUUAUAUCGGACUAGGCUUGUCACAUCUCGCUUUGUCUCUUAUGCCGUCGCGACUGCUUACUUUCGUGGAACUGUUUGGGUACCGAGGUGACCGGAUGGAAGGCCUUCGGAUACUGGAGAGAGCUGGCGGUUGGACUUCAGGCGACGACCGAGACAUCGUUCCGCAAGGUAGGCUCACACUAUGCGUUGCGCGAGAGUUCUUUCUUGGUGCUGUAUGUCUGAGCGUUAUUGCAGAGGAUGAGGGUCUUCGCCGGCCCAUGUGCGACAUGAUGCUUCUUGUCUUCCACCUCGUGCUCUCGGCAUAUACCUUUGAAGGCAUCGAUGUCAACAUGGCCCGGAGAGUAGUGGAGUGGAACUUGGAGAGGUACCCAAACAGCGUGUUUUUCUUGUUCGGUGCUGGUCGCCUUGCUUUGGUACGUUCACAACCGGAGCGUGCUCUUGAGCACUACGCUCGGGCAGCGCAAUGCCAGUCGCAGUACCGAAGUAUGCAUCAUAUCAGCUGGUGGGAGAGUGCAAUUGCCAGUUUUGCUUUGUGGGAUGUGAAAGCGAGUAAGGAGUGGUGGAGUCGCCUGAGGGCUGAAGCAACUUGGUCGAAAGCGACGUACACCUAUGGCGAGGCUGCCUGCCUUGCGUCUCUUGGUGAACACGACGCGGCGGCGGACUUGAUGGCGAAGGUAACGGGUCUCAGGCAGCGGAUUGCCGGGAAGAGCAUACCAAUUGAAAAAUUUGCGGCUCGGAAAGCGCGCAAGUAUCUCGCUCAGGGAAAUCAGUUGAUGCUUCCUGCCAUGGAACUCGCCUACGUUUUCUCUGCGAUCGCACAUGCACCGCAGAGGAUUGUGUUAGAGAAGAUGAUACCUGAUGUGCAGAAAGCCCUUGAAGAGCUUGACCUCACGGAAGCUGGAUGUGAUUCCUCUGGAAAACCUCUCCGAAAUGGUUCCGUCACUGGAUCCGAUUAUAGUGGAGAGGAGAAAGUUAAAAAGGCAAGAAAUGGAACAGCGAAAUCGACGUGUGAAGGAUACUGGGAUAACGUGUGCCUCGCUCGUUUCCUUGAAGGUGUUUGCUGGAGAUAUGUUGCCUAUCCAGAUCCAGACGUCGAUCUUGACAAGAACGGCAGUCUUCCCGUCACGAUCGACGACGCAGGGCGGAGAGCUGAACAAGCAUUCAAGGCUGUUUUUAAGCAUGGACCAAAGAUAGAGCUAGAUCAUUACCUCGUAUACUACGCUCAUUUUGAAUAUGGGAGAUUGCUUGCGCGCUCGGGCAAAAUGGACGAAGCUAGGACACACUUCGAUUUGGUUCUUAGUGGUAAAGCAGUCGAAGUUAGCUCCGCAGGGCGGAAGGGCAAGUACAGUCUAGAGAACGCGCUGCAUGUCCGGACGUAUGCUGCGCUUGAUGCCCUCAAGCAGGAUAGAUUGCUUUGAAGUAUGGAGCAUGGUCAAGACGGCAACAGACAUUUACAUUCGUAUAUCCAUCACUGAUCUACACAAGUGCUUCAUGUAGCUUUCCAACAUUGUAAACCUUGUUUUUGCUUUGGUGUAAACUUCGAUACCAGAUAGCGUUGACUAAGCAUAGUCUUUGUUUGCGAAACUUUGUGGCAUUCCUAGUGGCGACU
Messenger RNA from Pisolithus orientalis, 2309 nucleotides. RefSeq lists its product as uncharacterized. The record is from RefSeq and is a predicted model, not a curated record. The coding region runs from base 10 to 2118 and encodes 702 amino acids. Gene Ontology annotation, cellular component: mitochondrial outer membrane; nucleus; cytosol. Lineage: Eukaryota; Fungi; Basidiomycota; Agaricomycetes; Boletales; Pisolithaceae. The transcript is spliced from 10 exons. Gene Ontology annotation, molecular function: protein binding.